Messenger RNA from Mytilus californianus (California mussel), 3981 nucleotides. RefSeq lists its product as uncharacterized. The record is from RefSeq and is a predicted model, not a curated record. The transcript is spliced from 8 exons. Bases 47 to 1546 code for a protein of 499 amino acids. Lineage: Eukaryota; Metazoa; Mollusca; Bivalvia; Mytilida; Mytilidae.
UCCGGUUAAUAGGAAACACUAAAUAUUCACAUACAUUGAUAAAAACAUGUCCUCUUUUAAUUUUGUGUUCAUUUUUAUUGUUUUUUACAAUUUUGUAUCAAUUGUAGAUGGUUUUGAGAAGCCUUUAUCAUGGAAGGAAGCAAGAAGAGUAUGUAAUAGAAGUAACAAGAUUUUGUCACCUUCGAAGUCGGCCCUUCAAGAAUUAAAAUCCCACUACAGAACUAAUAAAUCUGUAUGGACAUCUAAUUAUGUUCUUCAUUUAGGAUGCAAUCGCAGUACCGGGUUUUGUCCUGGUUUAUAUAUUGAAAAAUUUCCACAGAAUGAAUCUUACCUAGGCUUAUGUCAGCAUGAUUCUUCAGUAACUGCUUCUCAGAACAAAACCAGUUUUCAAAUUGGUUUCAAAAGUGACUAUGAGAGAAAUUGCAGAAAAGGUAACCUGGUUGAUAUUAUCAACAUGGCGACACUUCAUAUUGCAAUGGAAGAGAUGAAAUGGAAUACAAAAUACUGGAUCAAUUCUUUAAGUCUUAAUAUUGAUAGUUUUGUUGUCCUAUGUAUGCUAUUCAACAAAUUUCCAAACAGAACGGGAAAUUAUGAAACGCUGACCUCUACUGCGUGUAAAGAAAAAUAUGCAUUUGUAUGUUCAGAAGGUCAUCAUUAUGGCACAGUUGUAUCUAAACUUAAUAUUUUAAACCAUAAUGAUUUCACGCCAAAAAUAAAUCAAUCUAGAUUCAGCCAUUACGACGAUGGAGCAAAAUUCUUCCAGAUAAGUGGGGCUGUUUCCAUGGUUGUGAUUGUUUUUGGACUGAUUAUCAUCGGAUGUUUGAUCAGGAAAUGGAUUUCAAAAAUGAAAAAAGAAUUGAUUGAAACACUUCGACAAAAAUAUGAACAUCAUAUGUAUGAAGUUGAAAGAGUUGAACCAGAGCCUGAAACCGUUCCGGAAACACCAGUGUCACUUGGUGGAGAUUCUCUGUACGAAAAUGUUCAUACCGGAAAUGAGUUAUCACGCGAGGCAAACAUGACUGUAAGUUACAUGACAUCAAGAGAAAUACAACGUCCAGUAACAGUGCCGACUAGCGCUAUAGAAACAUGGACACAGAAUGCAAUACCACUAAGACUAACUUUACCACAACGUUUACCUUCCCGUGAAAAAGCCAUCCGACGAAAAACUGUCAGUCGCCAAUUAAAUACACACCUUAAACAAACUCGCAAAAAACAAGCAUUGCCUGAAACGUCUCCACAACCUCAACUGAUUAGCAGUGGUCAUGUACAGAAGAAAAAUGACGAAAUAUCAAAAGUUGAAGCAUCCCCACUUUUGACAAUCCACCGACCAAAGCCAAGCCCAAAACCUCACACAAAAGAUGUAACACUGAAGUAUAAAACUAAUACUUCCAGGAUAAAGGAGGGGAUUCAAAUACAUGACAUCAGUGGAGAAUUUGCUUUUUAUUUAAAUACAGGUCAAAAUAAUGACAUUGAAAACACAGACUACUUGGAAGAAGACCAGGACUACGAAAAUAUCUGGCAGAAUAGUAAUGAACAGUCCAUCUAAAAAGAAUGAAGCAAAUUUUAAAUUGUUAUGAUUUUACUCUUAGAUUUUUGCAAAAGUAUAUUAUAUUCAUUGUACUUUGGCAAUAUUGAUAAAAACAACUGUUUGAUAAAUAAUUAAUGCCAUUACAUGUACGAUUGGAAAUGAAGGAAAACUGAAAUAGUUUUAGUUUAUAUCGUAUGCCAAAAAAGAAACGUACGUACAUUAAGAAAGUAUUUGUACAUCAUCAAAAAGAUAAAUUUGUUUUCAAAUCCUAGCGUAAAAACUCAUCAUAGAUAGAUUCAAUGUCAAUUUUAUGUUGAAUCAAGCACCACGUAAUUCGGCAAUAUCAAUAAAUUUUCAAACUUUUGAGUUUUAAAAGUUUUCAAGAUAAAAUAUAUUAGUUUUUAGCAUGUUAUUUCGUCUGGAUUAGAAUUUUUUCGUUUCAUUUUUGCUGAUUACUGUUGCCACCAAACCUCUUUCUAAAUUAUUAACAUCAAUUUUAUCAGCAAUUAAAGCCUGGCUUCAAUGUUAUUGUGAAACUACCUAUUCUAGAGGUGGCGUGAAUCAGAAGAAUAAAAAAUUCCAAAGAUCUUUUAGAGUAUAUACAAUCUAAGACUCUUUCAUCUUGCAAUAAUAUUAAAACAUUUGACUUUUCUACACUUUACACAAGUAUUCCCUAUUCCAAACUAAAAGACAAAUUGAAAGAGUUGGUCUUGCUUUGUUUCAUAAAAAAGAAUGGCCAACGUAGAUACAAGUAUCUUGUCUUAGGGAGGGAUAAAUCCUACUUAUUCUAACAAAAAAAUCUCUGAAACUGACAUUAUCAAGAUGCUUGAUUCCUUGAUUGACAACAUAUUUGUUACGUUUGGAGGACAUGUUUUUCCACAAACAAUCAGCAUUCCCAUGGGAACCAAAUAAGCCCCUCUUCUUGCCGACUUGUUCCUUUGUUCAUAUGAGGCUGACUUCAUACAGGAACUUCUUAGGAAGAAAGAAAAGAAGUUAGCAGUAUCCUUUAACUUAACUUUCCGCUACAUAGAUGAUGUUCUCUCACUAAAUAAUUCAAAAUUUGGUGACUAUGUUGAACGCAUCUAUCCCAUCGAACUUGAGAUAAAGGAUAUAACAGAUACAGUUAAGUCUGCCUCAUAUCUUGACUUACAUCUAGAAAUUGACAAUGAAGGUCGGUUGAAAACAAAACUUUAUGACUAAAGUUUCCCAAUUGUGAGCUUUCCAUUUCUAUGUAGCAACAUUCCAGCAGCGCCUGCAUACGGAGUAUAUAUCUCUCAGUUGAUACGAUACUCCAGGGCUUGUAUUUUCUAUCAUGAUUUCCUUGAUAGAGGGUUGCUGCUCAUAUGGAAGCUAUUAAACCAAGAGUUCCAAGUGGUGAAGUUGAAAUCAUCCCUUCGUAAAUUUUACGGACGCCAUCAUGAGUUGGUUGACCGCUACGGAAUAUCGGUUUCAUAGAUGAUAGCGGAUAUGUUCCUAAUGUCGUAACUACAAUCCGGUCCCCUUUUCCCGAAUGUGACCUACCAAAUAACACUUAUUACCGGGUUUGUACUAAUAUGAGCAACACGACGGGUGUCACAUGUGAAGCAGGAGUUGCUUACCCUUCCGGAGCACCUGAUAUCACCCCAAGUUUUUGGUGGGGUUCGUGUUGCUCAGUCUUUAGUUUUCUAUGUUGUGUUUUGUGUACUAUUGUUUGUCUGUUGGUCCUUUUCUUUUUUAGCCAUGGCGUUGUCAGUUUAUUUUCGAUUUGUGAGUUUGAAUGUCCCUUUGGUAUCUUUCGCCUCUCUUUUGCAAUAUAGCAUGACUGUCAGCUGAUGUAUCACUUGCAAUUAUUACUAUAAUGUGAAAUUGGCCUUUGUGUUCAAUUUUUUAUAUUGGCAUAUAACCAAACCAAACAUUUCUACUAGCUUUCGAUCCAUUUAGAUGAUGUGUAACGUUAUCCCCAAAUUCCAAUAAAUUUUGAUCAACAAAUAAAAUUAAACAUCAGAUGUUUUUUUUAUUUAUAUCAGAAUCUUAGGUAAAUAUAUGUGUAUCUUGAUUAUUAUUUUUGUAGUUAGGUUGCUGCCUCACUGACAUAUACUACUCACCUCCUUGUGUUUAAAUGUAAAGUAACCAUGUUCCAAUUUUCAUUGUUAGUAAAAAAUUAUGUAAUUUGCGUAAAGGAAAAUAAAUAGCACAUUAUCUAUAUAUUUAAAACAAAGACUCACACCUUAAAUUCUAUAUUCAACAGGAAAUUUUGGUAAUGUCUUUCAGUACAAAAAUUGAGUAUGCAAUUACCAGGCAUUUUUACUUGAGAUUCAAAAUGUUAUACAUGUUUUGGACCUAGUGGGGUAACCAUAAUGUUCCAGGUCUCCAUAUUGAACACAUGACUAUUCCAUCUUUAUUUUAUAGCUUGAUCAAACAAUUUAUAUUUUUAAAUUUGUGUAUUAUUCAAUUAAAUAAAAUAAUUCAUUCUA